Molecule: messenger RNA, 459 nt
Organism: Colletotrichum higginsianum IMI 349063
Lineage: Eukaryota; Fungi; Ascomycota; Sordariomycetes; Glomerellales; Glomerellaceae
Exons: 3
Coding region: 1-459 (152 amino acids)
Source: RefSeq, a predicted model, not a curated record
AUGAAACCAGAGCAUCAGCUGAGCGAACUCAUCAGAACCUUCCCGGGCCCCGAUGCCGACACUAUUGCUUUUGAGCGCAUCAUUAGACGUCGCCAGGUGGAUGUCCCUGUCAACCUGCGCCUUUGCUUGACUGGCUAUGAGAUGAACCACCCGGGGCUCACUGAGAGCAAGGUCCAGCGCACUCUGCAGUACUACGGCGUCGACACCCUUGAUGCCCAGUACCUUGCCCAGGAUGUCCUCCAUUGUCGCAAGAACUAUGAUUACUGCAAGAUGCUGGCGGAAAGGGAGGGAACGGUCUGGCCCCUGGAGGAUGUUAUACAGAAUGGGAAGACGGAACGGGAGGCAGAGCCCACCUCUAUGUCCAUCAUCAUCCUGAUGAGUAUCGGCAUCGUGCUGGUCUUGGUCGUCCUCUUCUGCCUUUUCAUCAAGGCUGACGCCUGGAUUCUCCCUCAGCUCUGA